UCCUUGCAGAGGACUCACCAAGGCCUUUGUGCUUCCCAGAGGGGCCGGGACUGCAACUCCCUAUUCAGCACAGCCUGCAGCUGAAGUCCUAUCUGGAAUUUCCUCCUCCUCAUAAUGAGAAUAGUCCUAUUCCAACAAAUCAGGAUGAACCUCAUGGACAUCACCAAGAUCUUCACCCUUCUGCAGCCCGAAAAGGAGGAGGAGGACACUGACACUAGAGAGAAACAGGCUAUCAAUCAAGCAGUGUAUGACAAUGACUCCUACAUGUUGGACCAGCUUCUAAGCCAGGAACGCUACAAACGUUUCAUCAACAGUAGGAGUGGCUGGGGCAUACCUGGGACACCCUUGCGUUUAGCAGCUUCUUAUGGCCAUUUGAGCUGUGUGCAGGUCCUCUUGUCACAUGGCGCUGACGUUGAUAGCUUGGAUGUUAAAGCACAGACACCACUUUUCACUGCUGUCAGUCAUGGUCAUUUGGACUGUGUACGCAUGCUUUUAGAAGCUGGUGCCUGUCCUAGUGGUAGCAUCUACAACAACUGUUCUCCUGUACUUACUGCUGCACGUGAUGGUGCUCUUUCCAUCCUGCAGGAGCUCCUAGGGCAUGGUGCAGAAGCCAACGUCAAGGCUAAACUACCAGUCUGGGCAUCAAAUAUAGCUUCGUGUUCUGGCCCCCUCUAUUUGGCUGCGGUCUACGGGCACCUUGACUGCUUUCGCCUGCUUCUGCUCCACGGGGCAGAUCCCAAUUACAACUGCACUGACCAGGGCCUGCUCUCUCGUGUUCCACGGCCACGCACCCUCCUUGAAAUCUGCCUUCACCAUAAUUGUGAGCCAGAAUAUAUCCAGCUUUUAAUAGAUUUUGGAGCUAACGUCUAUCUUCCAUCUCUCCCAUUGGACCUGACCUCACAAGAUCAUAAAGGCAUCCAAUUGCUGCUACAGGCCCGAGCUGUUCCACGGUCACUCCUAUCCCAGGCACGUUUAGUUAUCCGCAGAGUCUUGUCCCAGGCCAGCCAGCAACAAGCCAUAAACCAGCUGGAUAUUCCCCCUGUGUUGAUUAGCUACCUCAACUACCAGUGAUAAUCUUUCAACCCUCCCAGAAACCCAGCAUACCUCUACAAAAUAUCUGGCAACCAAGGUUUCUGGGGGGUAAGACAGCUCCAUU
Messenger RNA from Nannospalax galili (Upper Galilee mountains blind mole rat), 1156 nucleotides. RefSeq names its product ankyrin repeat and SOCS box containing 12 (gene Asb12). Gene Ontology annotation, molecular function: protein binding. The record is from RefSeq and is a predicted model, not a curated record. Gene Ontology annotation, biological process: intracellular signal transduction. The coding region runs from base 115 to 1071 and encodes 318 amino acids. The transcript is spliced from 3 exons. NCBI's taxonomy places the organism in Eukaryota, Metazoa, Chordata, Mammalia, Rodentia, Spalacidae.